Messenger RNA from Neurospora crassa OR74A, 303 nucleotides. RefSeq lists its product as hypothetical. The coding region runs from base 1 to 303 and encodes 100 amino acids. NCBI's taxonomy places the organism in Eukaryota, Fungi, Ascomycota, Sordariomycetes, Sordariales, Sordariaceae. The transcript has a single exon. The record is from RefSeq and is a predicted model, not a curated record.
AUGUCCCGCAGAAACGCCAUCGUGGCCAUCAUCGUCUGUCUCCUCGCAGCUAUCGCCAUUUUCACCGUUUUCCACAGAAGAAUCAUCCACUUCAUCGCGCAGUGGAUGGCCGACGCGAAGAACGCCGAAACCACCGUGAAGAAGUCCAAAAAGGCAGCCUCUGACGACCUCGAGGCCGCGAAGUCCGAGCCAUCUGUCGCAUCCGAGGGAAGAUCUGGAUCAAAGAAGGCCGACGACGAUAGAUGCGAUACUGUUUCAUCGGCGUCGUCAGGCCCGGAUCUUCACGUCCAAACCAUAGUCUAA